Molecule: messenger RNA, 1722 nt
Organism: Sparassis crispa
Lineage: Eukaryota; Fungi; Basidiomycota; Agaricomycetes; Polyporales; Sparassidaceae
Exons: 11
Coding region: 1-1722 (573 amino acids)
Molecular function (GO): ornithine decarboxylase inhibitor activity
Source: RefSeq, a predicted model, not a curated record
AUGAAUUAUUCAAAACACCAAUCUAGUAUUUGCCCCACCAACGGUCGUCAAACCGUUGGAGAUGGGGCGUUCUCUUUCGACAUGACUCCUAGCGUGCUUGCGGUGUGCCAGAUGCAGGGCACCGACGAGAUGUACUAUUACUCUACCACUGGCGGUUUUAACGCCCCCAAUGCAAAAUGCCCUCCAGAUCGAGGGUCGUCGGACUGGGUGACAGACAGUCUGGCGUCUACGAUUUCCUCCUCUCCUUCAGACACCUCAUCCACGCUAUCAUCAUUCGGAGCAGAAAACUUCCCCAACGCCAUAGAGUGCCCUCCCACACCGCCUCCCGACCACGACAUCCUUGGCGGCGCGCUCGCGCACGGCAGCGCGCCGCGCGCCAUCAUCCACAAGCAUAUCGGCUCACCCUUCCCCGACCUUGUCACGCCCCCGCUGACGCCUGACGAUGCCGGGGAGGGUGACGGCAGUGUUGCUGCCAUCAGUGCAAAACAGGCCAACGCCGCGCUUGACUUCCUGUCUGCACUCUUCCCACGGAACGCCCUCGGUGCGCUCCCUCAUGCUAAGAGCGUCUCCAUUUCCGCGCCGAACAUGGAUGCCACGUUCGAGGGCGUCGUCCUCGAAUUGCCUGGCAAGCCGAAGACGCUCUAUGUGGACCCUAAAAGCGCGGCCAAUGUCAAUGUGCGAGAGAGCAUCGUUGCACUCUUGGACUUGGCGGACGAACGCUUGCAGUGCUCUGCAUUGGUCAUCGCUCUCGAGCGGUCCUCCCCCGCGCUGGGCGAGCUUCUUCACUCGCUCAUGGAUGGAAAUCUAAGGUGGGCUAGGUUGGUGAACGGGGGGUAUGCUUGGGGUAAGAUUCUGUUUGAACAGGCGCUUCUUCACCUAUUCCCUCUCCUUGUCUCUCUACAUCGUCCCCGCACUUCCCAGCUGCCGUAUAGGUUUCCAACAAUCGAAAUGGGAAAUAUCCUAGGCUCAAUCGUCAGCGGGGUCGUCGACAUCCUCUGCGGGUCGCCCAUAAAGGAGGAAUCGGCUCCCCCGCAAGGCCAGCAAUACAUCCCGCCCGUCGAGGUCCCACACAAGCCGGUAACGCAGCAAUACCAGCCCGCCUAUCCCGUCACACAGCGGCCGCCGCAUCCGAGUCCGCCCCCGCACCCCGUCUCGCCGCCGCCCCGGAACCAGGCGCAGGCGAACCAGCAGAACGAGCACUACACAGCGCUUCGGGCGCGCGCGAGCGAGGCGGGGGCGCAGAUGGCGCGCAGCUUCGAGGAGAGCCACGCCGCGUAUGCGGGCGGCGAACGCGCGCGCGCUAAGGAGCUCUCCAACGAAGGCAAGGCACACCAACGCGAGAUGGAGCGGCUGAACGCACAGGCGAGCGAGUGGAUCUUUACUGAGAAUAACAAGGCGUGUGACUGCCUCGCUUCGAUGUUGGAUGAAUCAAUUAACGCGUCGAAUAGGGUCGCGAUCCAAGGCGCGCGGCGACGAGGAGAUGCUAAGCUGCAUCUUAUAGUCGGCAAGGGGCUGCACUCGCCGAACGGCGUUGCGAAGCUGAAGCCCGCGAUCGAGGAGCUGAUGCAGCAGAACGGCCUCAUUGCGGAGCUGGACCAGGGCAAUGAGGGCGUGCUGAUAGUCAACCUGGACGGGCAGCCUAGUGGGCAGGGGCGCGUUAUCCGUCCGGAUGACAUCGCGCGCGGCUUGGAGAGGAGGGAUGAGGGGUGCACGAUCAUGUGA